ACAAGCCGUCAGAAACUUCAAAUUAGUUCAAAACAAGCGACCGAUAAAACCACUAAAUUUAGCGAGGAAUCAAAUUUGGCCGAAUAUUUCACGCAAAUGGACGUGGAAGAUGCCGUGCAAUCGAUUUGCGACUCUACGGCUUCGUUGUCCGAAGGGUGUCGACUACCCGUGCGUAUGACUGGUACUAACGAUUGGCCACUAGCGGAAAUUAUCAGUAUCAAGGAGGUGACGGAUAAAUCUGUUUGGUACUACGUACAUUAUGUGGAUUUUAACAAGCGCUUGGACGAAUGGGUCACCGAAGAGUACUUGGACACCCGGAAGGUUCAGUUCCCGCGGAAAGAUGGUCUUGCUACCGGUCAAAAUACCGGAGUUACCACACCUAAGCGGAUACCGCUGCUUGGAGAGCGCUCACGCCCCGCUAGUCCUAUUCAAUCGCCAGACAUUGUCAACGGAAGUGCUGUUCUGGCGGCCGCACUACAAAAAAAGAUCAAUCGAAAACGAAAAGCCAUCUCCACCGAGAAUGAAGACUCUCAGGAAGUCCCAACAACGCCAACUCCACGACAAUCGGGUAGUAUGGUCACGCACCAUGACGACGUCGUGACGCGGAUGAAGAACGUCCAGCUAAUAGAGCUCGGAAGACAUCGUAUCAAGCCGUGGUAUUUUGCACCUUACCCGCAGGAGCUUUGCUCCAUGCCUUGCAUUUACAUCUGCGAAUUCUGUCUCAAGUAUCGUAAAAGUCGGAAGUGCUUGGAGCGGCAUAUUAAAAAGUGCAAUCUGCGGCAUCCGCCCGGGAAUGAGAUCUACCGGAAGAACACGAUCAGUUUCUUCGAGAUCGAUGGACGGAAGAACAAAAGCUAUGCGCAGAAUUUGUGCCUGUUGGCAAAACUGUUCCUGGACCAUAAAACACUCUACUACGACACGGAUCCGUUCUUGUUCUACGUGAUGACGGAGUUUGAUUCGAGAGGCUUCCACAUUGUUGGGUAUUUCUCGAAGGAGAAAGAAAGUACAGAGGACUACAAUGUGGCGUGUAUUUUAACGAUGCCACCCUAUCAGCGAAAAGGUUACGGCAAGUUGUUGAUUGAAUUUAGCUACGAGUUGUCGAAAUUCGAAGGAAAAACGGGUUCACCUGAAAAGCCUCUGUCCGAUUUAGGGUUACUAUCCUACCGGAGUUACUGGGCUCAGACGAUCCUGGAGAUCUUGAUUCUGGCGAAACCGAUGGGGGAUAACGAGAAACCUCAGAUAACUAUCAACGAAAUCUGCGAGCUGACUAGCAUAAAAAAGGAGGACGUCAUUUCGACACUGCAGAUUCUGAACCUAAUCAACUACUACAAAGGCCAGUACAUUAUCUGCAUCAACAAGGAGACAAUCGAUCAGCAUCGGAAGGCGAUGGAGAAGCACAAGAUUCGAAUCGAUUCCAAGUGUCUCCACUGGACACCGAAAGAUUGGUCCAAGCGAUCCAAGUGGUAACGUAAGUUAGAUACAGCAGCGAAGGGGGGAAACACAACAGAUUCAUUGUGUCAAUGAGCAAUGCGUGGGUCAGCCAGCAACGACUAAAAGCUUUGGGUAAUAUAUUAUGUAGGCUUAUGCUUUGCCCCCUAACCGGAGAGGAGGAUGCGCUUCCCAUUACUGAACCGUAACGCAAGAUGACCUGAUGGUUAUUCUGUAUUUUAGAAAGAUGUGUUCCAAUUUUACUAUACUUAUGAAACUGGCACGAAAAAAAAAGAAAUCAAACUAUCAAAGAGUGUUUUUCUUCAACGGAACCGUGAUCCGGUUGUUUCACCAUAUUCUCUCGGUGUGCCCCAUUAAAGCUAUUUAUAGCGACAAGGAUUUAGUCUUAACACAUAGAUUCUGAUUAAGAUUGUAAAUGAUAAUAAAUUGAACGA
This is a messenger RNA of Topomyia yanbarensis, 1883 nucleotides long. It is a transcript of the gene Tip60, whose product is annotated as histone acetyltransferase Tip60. Gene Ontology annotation, biological process: regulation of DNA-templated transcription. The record is from RefSeq and is a predicted model, not a curated record. The coding region runs from base 97 to 1467 and encodes 456 amino acids. The transcript is spliced from 5 exons. NCBI's taxonomy places the organism in Eukaryota, Metazoa, Arthropoda, Insecta, Diptera, Culicidae. Gene Ontology annotation, molecular function: histone acetyltransferase activity.